Molecule: messenger RNA, 3498 nt
Organism: Mesorhabditis belari
Lineage: Eukaryota; Metazoa; Nematoda; Chromadorea; Rhabditida; Rhabditidae
Source: the annotation of a GenBank genome assembly
AUGGGUCGGAAGAAUGUGCAGAAGGGACGAGCCGAAGCACUGGAGAAAGCAAAAGAGCUGCCGGAUGUGAUCACUUUCGAGCACGUUUGGAAUAUGUACAAUCUGACGAGGAUCACUUGCGGUUUACACAACUAUCCGAAUCCGAAAGCGUCGAAUUGUCGAGACAAUCCAUAUUGUUUGAAGAGGAUCGGACUGGAGAAAUUCGAGAAGCUCAUCAAAUCGUGUGAAACCGACCAGAAAAAGAUCGAGAAGAUAGUCGAGCCGCGUAAUGUUGAAACUCAACCAUGUGGCCUCACCAAUUCCGGGAACUUCUGUUACGUUAAUAGUUUUCUACAGAUUUGGUUCAAUGACCCAGUCUUCCGGCAAAUUAUUUAUGAUUGGCGACCCUCGAUAGAAUUUAUCUCUGCUAAUCCGAAGUGUGAUGUACAAGAUAUUAUGAAUCAUCUUCAGAAAUUGUUCUACUACCUCGCUUUUUCGCCUUUUGAAAGCUGUGAUGUCCAAGACUUUGUGAACAUUCUUCGACUGGACAAUCAACAACAAGAUUCGCAUGAGUUCAGUCUUCUUUUCUUCAACAUGCUUGAUCGACAUCUCAGGACCCAUCCAAACGGCGAAACGAUUAGGAAACAAUUCAUGUGUCGAUUACAAGGCUCAAUCACUCAAGAAAUCAAGUGCACUUGUGGGCGGGGAAGCCGAAAAACGGACGAGUCUCUUUCACUGGAUCUCAGCAUUAUAAAUGCGAAAACGCUCUCGGGUUGUAUCAAGAAUUAUUUUGCGACAGAAAGUCUUGACGAUUAUCAAUGUGAUGAAUGCGGGCAACGUGGAAACGUGCAGAAAUCACUGGAAUUCACACGGCUACCCCAAGUAUUAUUGUUGCAAUUGAAACGACAUGUCUUUGACGAGAAAGGGCAGUUCAAGAAGUCGAAAACGGCUGUGCAAUACCCGCGAAAGUUGAACGGGUCCGUGUUGAAUAAAGCGUUUGGUGAUAUUGAGUACGACUUGUGUGCCGUGCUAAUCCACGAGGGUGAUGAGACAAAAUGUGGGCAUUACUAUGACAUCAUCCUGAGGAAUGAGGACAAGAAAUGGUAUCAAUACAAUGACACGGUAGUGAAAGAGUCCAAAGCGCCCGGAUCGGCCAACGAGAAUUCCCAUCCGUCGUCCAGCAAAUCGUCACCCGAUCAGCGGACGUGGUAUGGUCUUGUUUAUCGCCAACAUCUCAACGAGCCGACUCAGUUUCGACCGCCACCUGAACAUCUAACGAAACCUUGGCGAGCCAGUAUUGACGAACGUUUUGAAAGCGAGAGCGGGAAAACGAUUAGUGCAACGUUAGCCGGAGUGGAUGAAGUGCGGAAAAGACAAGAUGUUCUAUCGGUGCUCAUGGAUGAGCUUGAGUUAUGCCCUCACAAAGAGAACGAGUACACCGCUCAUCCCGAAGUCAUUUCAUUUCUACCAGUUUCAUUGCUCAGCGAUAUAAUCGCCAACGAAUUCGAACGGGUUCAGAGCAAGAAGAAUUUCUUGGAAAAUCAAGGAAAAGAUGUGGAUGUUAAGGAUCCGGAUGUUGAAAUGUAUGCUGUGUCCACAGCAGUGCAAUCCACGAGUCGACCUCGGUUGCGUAAGCGUCAAGCUUUUCAAGUGGAAGAACGAGGGAAAAACUUUAUCGAGCGUGAGCUGAUCGCCAAAAAGUUGAAAGACCACGAGAUGCUACUCUGCUCACACAAGAAGAUUCACAUUGAUCAGAUUUCAUCCGGUGAUGUGAAAGCAGUGAACGCGGCCGCGAUGGACAAGCUGCUGAAUCGAUACGGCUUUUCGCUGAACUACGAAGUGGAUGUGCUGAGGAAGGAUAAAUUCGGGACGCUUAGAGGCUCUGAACUUUGCUUGGAUUGUGUGCAAGAUCUUCGACUCGAAGCGAUCUCGAUGGACUCUCUCGAAAGAGACGAAAAGCUUGCAGUUCGAGUAUUGAAAGAGGAAAAGACAAGAUGCUCGACGCGUGUCAACAACCCGACUAAUGGUGAUUACUAUAUUGCGAAGAAAGCUCUGCAAGCAUAUAAACGAUUGUUGACACGAGAGCAGGAAUAUCGAAGGCAUCAAAGGGAGAUUUGCAGCAGAUUGAUAUUUUCGACGAGCAAGCCUUACACGCAUAAAGGAGGAACUUCGUCAGCUGGAUCGAGUCAAAAACAGGAGUCGGACAUCGAUUCGGUCGCAUCGACAAACAAACGAAUCCGAAUGGAUUUGAUCACCGAAAAGGAUGAAGCAAUCAAACGUGAGAAUGAUGAGGGAUUGACAAAUGGGACAUCACUGAUGAAGAUCACCGAGGAACAAGAUGAGGAGAUACUGCGCGAUGUCGGCAAUAUUUUGCUUGACAUUAUUGACGAUGUUUCACAAAAGGAGAAGUGUCAGCUUACAAAUGGAGAUGAAUCGUCGCAUUCGGAUGAUGAAAGUGGACCCUCGAAGAAUGGAAAACUUGACGAUGAAGACUUUGGUUCUGCCGAAUUUAAUGCUGAAUUGAGAUGUGUACAUGGGAAUUUGAAUGCGCACGAGUUUCGAUUUGCUGUCUCUCCAGACGAGUGGCGUCAAUUGAACGAAAAUUUCAGGAGAUUUUACGAGGUGCCAGUCGAAGUCCCUGUAUGCAGCAAUUGUGAAUUCGAUGAGCAAUUGAAAAAGUAUGGUGAUGAAGAGAAUAAUCAUCGAGUGCAGGAAUUAACACGAAAGAUCCACCCUUUGUUGAAAUCAUAUGAAAUGAGAAAGGAUAUCAAAGUGAGCGAUAUGGGAAAGAAGUACAAAUAUCUGGUGUGCAAUCGUUUUUUUGAAAAUCUCAACAAAGCUGCGAGGGCGGUUCGUUCUCGUCGUCCCGCCGUCUCGAUGUGCCAGGAUUGUUUACUUUGUGUAGAUCAUGGUCGACCGUUCAUCACAAUCAAUCCGGAUGAGUUGAAGGAGAUGGCUUAUCCGAUCCCGGUGACGGAAGAAGAAUGGACGAGCAUUCGUGAUAUGAUGGGUCGAGGAGAUCAGUGCCAGCCAAUCGCUUAUCAGCUGCAUGAUGGUGGAUCGAUUGAGAGUUUCUGCGACGAAUGUCACGACAAAUUCCUUCAAGCCUACAAUGAGAAGCAGUACUUGUACGACAAUGGGACUUUAUAUGUCAAAAUGCAAAUGGAUUUGUCAGAUGAAAGUGAGACGGCGGCUUCGCAAAAAGUGGCCGCUCCAUCAACUCGGCGAAAUGCGUUGAAAAAUUUGCUCAAAGUGAAAAUGAGUAGCAAGGAAACGGUGCACGAGUUGAAAGUGAAAUUAUAUCGACUCACACAGCACAGUCCAGUUGAUCAACUACUUUAUCAAGCGCUUGGUGGUGUGCUGCUCGAGGAUGAGAUGACGCUCGAAACAGCUCGUGUUCUUCCAAAUAAUCAGGACAAUCCACUGGUGCUUCAUGUGCAAGCGAGGAGCGCAAAUCCUUUGCCAACCGAUGAGAUCCGAACACCCGAACGGGGAUUUGCCGACACCGCGCUGGCUCAU